GGGGGUUUGACUAAUGCCUGCGCUGAGGUAUUCGAUUCAAAGUUGACGAACCAGCACACCGACAGCGACUGGCGCUUCGGACCAGUUCAAAGUUUUCGGAACCAACUACGUUUGAUCUUUCUGCCAAUUCUUUCCACACCCUCUCCUGCCUCUUUCCGCAGUCCUCUGCCUUCUCCUUCCAGUCCCAAAUGAAUCUCCAAAGCUUCCUGUGCUUGGCUGGUUGUCUCCAAUUCGUCCUCGCUGCCGUCGUCCUUGCCAACUUUGUAUAUCGGACCGCCGCAGAUGACGCGCGGUACGAGGCCUGCGAGCCUCGCAACUGCGGUUAUGGCCCGGACAUCAGCUACCCUUUCUGGAUUUCUGGCGAGCAGGAGUCCUAUUGUGGAUAUCCGAACUUCAAGAUUACCUGCGCAGAGAAAUACCCUGUCCUGAAUUUCUCCGACGGCGAGUUCGUCAUCAAGGAUAUCUUCUACGCGAACCAUUCUAUCCUCCUGGUGAACGCCUUUGAGUACCUUGACUCCUGUGGUGCUCCGCCGCGUAACAUCAGCCUCGAGAGGACACCUUUCGAUCUCUGUUCCGGUAACACCGAUUUCUUCUUCUACUACAACUGCACCUUGCAGCCGACCGGUUUUACAUAUCCGGUGUACUGUGCUAGCAACUCCACCCACCAUUCUUUCGCUUUUUUUCCCGGGGAAGCAUUGAAGGAAUCGGCUAAUUAUUCUGCCGUCAGCUCCUGCAAUCCUCCAGUCAGUGUACCUGUCAAUGUUGAUGCAGAUAUCUUUAGUUUGGUUGAUAUGAAUUACAGUGAGGUUGUAAAGAUGGGGUUCCUUUUGAGCUGGACUGCAAUGAAUUGCAGCGAUUGUGAGGGAAGCGAGGGACGGUGUGGAUUCGAGAACAAUAAAUUCCUCUGCUUUUGCCGAGAUGGUCCUCAUUCUCAAACCUGCAAAGAUGGAAACAAAAAGAUCGCUCUCAAAGUUGGAAUAGCUUUUGCCGGAGUGGCAGGCGGCAUUGCGGUGAUGAUGAUUGUUUACUUCUAUAAAUCUCACCAAAGAAAAAAGUCUGAGCAGUCGUUCUUCGUCUCGAGAAGCAUGUCCUCUGUCGACUCCUCCAGGACAGAUUUCGAGAAGGGCAGUGUCUACUAUGGGAUACCCGUCUUCGACUAUGAAGAACUUCGAAAAGCCACCAACGAUUUCGAUCCAGCAGCAGAACUUGGUGAUGGAGGCUUUGGCACUGUUUUCAAAGGCAAACUCCGAGAUGGGCGUGUCGUUGCGGUGAAGAGACUGUAUGAAAGCAACUACAAAAGAGUCGAGCAGUUCAUGAAUGAAAUCAAGAUACUAACUCACUUACGCCACCCGAAUCUGGUCUCACUGUAUGGCUGCACCUCCCGGCAGAGCCAGAGACUCCUACUCGUGUAUGAAUAUGUGCCGAAUGGCACAGUGGCUGAUCAUAUUCAUGGCGAACUAGCUAAACCUGGCUUGCCCCCGUGGUCCACCCGUUUGAACAUAGCCAUGGAAACCGCAAACGCAUUGGUGUAUCUCCACGCAUCUGUUGUUAUCCACCGAGAUGUGAAGACCAACAACAUCCUGCUGGACGAGAAUUUCAGUGUCAAGGUCGCGGAUUUUGGUUUGUCGCGCCUCUUCCCGUUGAAUGUCACUCAUGUUUCGACUGCUCCUCAAGGGACACCGGGUUAUGUCGAUCCAGAAUACCACCAAUGCUACCAAUUGACUGAGAAGAGCGACGUAUAUAGCUUUGGAGUAGUCUUGAUGGAGCUCAUAUCUUCCUUGCCAGCCGUUGACAUCACUAGGCAUCGCCACGAGAUAAAUCUGUCCGCCCUGGCCAUGGACAAGAUCCGAAGCCACGCCUUGCAUGAGCUUGUAGAUCGAAAUCUUGGGUUUGAUACUGACUAUAGGACUAGAAAAAUGAUUACUGCGGUGGCAGAGUUGGGGUUCCAGUGCUUGCAAGAGGACCACGACAUGAGACCAUCCAUGGUGGAGGUAUGGGAAACACUAAAGGACAUACAAAACCGCGGCCACGACAUGGAGAAGUCAGACGAAACGGAUAAUCCAGCGGAGGAUGCUGUCCUGUUGAAGAACAACCCAUUGACACUUUCGCCUGAUUCGGUCACGGUGAAAUGGGUUAGCACAGAUGACACGCCCCAUGCCAGCAGUUAGGCGCCAUUACAGGAGACAAAAUCUUCUGAAGAUUGGGUGAUAACUUGAUAUGUACAGUAGUGAGGGAAUGUGUAUGAUUGAGGUGAAGAGGAUAACCACAUUAUGAUAUCUAUUCUUUCUUCGUUUGUUAUGAUCAUCUUCCAUGCUUGGCAUCUUUCCUGAGAUGUGAAUAAUCUGUGGAUGAGAGAAAGUAGUUGGGACA
Molecule: messenger RNA, 2370 nt
Organism: Rhodamnia argentea
Lineage: Eukaryota; Viridiplantae; Streptophyta; Magnoliopsida; Myrtales; Myrtaceae
Product: LEAF RUST 10 DISEASE-RESISTANCE LOCUS RECEPTOR-LIKE PROTEIN KINASE-like 1.2
Exons: 4
Coding region: 189-2168 (659 amino acids)
Biological process (GO): protein phosphorylation
Molecular function (GO): ATP binding; protein kinase activity; polysaccharide binding
Source: RefSeq, a predicted model, not a curated record